Rhinichthys klamathensis goyatoka is the source of this 386-nucleotide messenger RNA. RefSeq names its product mediator complex subunit 9 (gene med9). Gene Ontology annotation, molecular function: transcription coregulator activity. The transcript is spliced from 2 exons. Gene Ontology annotation, cellular component: mediator complex. Lineage: Eukaryota; Metazoa; Chordata; Actinopteri; Cypriniformes; Leuciscidae. Bases 46 to 342 code for a protein of 98 amino acids. Gene Ontology annotation, biological process: regulation of transcription by RNA polymerase II. The record is from RefSeq and is a predicted model, not a curated record.
GCGCCGUCGCGCGUUGAUGACGUAGAAUACCUCCGUGAAACAAACAUGGCGACUCCGGUACCGGUUGUGGAGGAGGCGGAAGAUUAUUCCUUUUUGCCCAUUGUUCACGACGUUAUUAAAUGCAUGGACAAGGACAGUCCAGACGUGCAUCAGGAGCUGAACAAACUGAAGACGAAGAUCCAGGAGGCUCGGGAGCAGAUUUCUGGCAUGCCGGGGAUCGACAUGAGUCCUGCGCUUCAGGAGAACAAACUACAGACCCUCAGAGAGCAGGUCCAGACCAAGAACCAGCUUCUGCAGAAAUACAAGAGCCUGUGCAUGUUUGACAUCCCCAAACCUUCGUGAGAGAAAACAUGAACACUUGUUCACACCGAUAGAGGCCACACUGA